CCGCAGAACUGCGCAUGCGCGCACUCGGUGCCAACAGAGAUGGCGCUGCGCGGAGGAGCGCUGCGGCUCAACCUGCUAGCUAGCAGCCGUCACUUCCACAAGUUCAACUCACUCGUCGGUGUCAGGCGCUCGUCCGACAAGGUGUCGUCCGACCCCGCCACCGCCGGCGACCACCUCAUCUACACACAGGAGCACUUCGCGCUGAAGGAGUCCCUCAGGAAGAUCAUCGACCAGGAGAUCAACCCCCAUGUAGAUCAGUGGGAAGCAGAGGGAAAGUUUCCAGCCCACAAAAUCUUCAAAAUCUUAGGAAAUGCCGGCUUUCUGGGAGUCAACAAACCAGUCGAGUAUGGAGGCUUGGGACUGGACUACAGCUUCAGUGUCGCAGUGUCAGAGGAGCUGGGCAACAUCCGCUGCGGAGGCAUCCCCAUGGCCAUCGGUGUACAAACUGACAUGACUACUCCAGCAUUGGCCAGGUUUGGUUCAGCUGAGCUAAAGAAAGAGUUCCUGCUUCCCUCCAUCAUGGGGGACAAAGUCGCCUGCCUCGGAGUUAGUGAAGUCGGAGCUGGCUCUGAUGUCUCAAGUAUUAAGACUAAGGCAGUGAGGAAAGGGGACGAAUAUGUGAUCAACGGCGGAAAGAUGUGGACCACCAAUGGUACCCAGGCCGACUGGAUGUGCCUCCUCGCCAACACCAGUGACGGACCCCCACACAGAAACAAGUCUCUCAUCUGUUUGCCCAUGAACCUGCCAGGAGUACACAUUGCCCGCAAGAUUGAUAAACUGGGUAUGUGGUCAUCGGACACAGCCGAGGUGUUUUUCGAUGACGUCCAUGUGCCCUGCAAGAACAUCAUCGGCGAGGAAGGCAUGGGCUUCACCUACCAGAUGCUUCAGUUCCAGGAAGAGAGGCUCUGGGCAGUGGCCAAUAUCCUGACAACGAUGGACGUCGUCAUCCAGGAGACCAUCGCGUACACAAAGCAGAGGAAGAUCUUCAAGCAGCCCGUCCUCCACCACCAGUCGGUUCACUUCAGGUUGGCUGAGCUGCAGACGGAGGUGGAGCUCCUCCGUUCCCUCCUCCACUGUGCCACAGCAUUGUACAUUAAAGGUAAUGAUGUCACCAAGCUGGCCUCCAUGGCCAAACUGAAGGGGGGCCGUCUGGCCAGAGAAGUGAGUGACAGCUGUCUCCAGUUCUGGGGAGGGAUGGGUUUCACCAGUGAGGUUCUGGUCAGCAGAUUUUACAGGGAUUCCCGGUUAAUGUCGAUUGGUGGAGGGGCUGAUGAGGUCAUGUUGGGAAUUAUCUGCAAGUACAUGGACACGCUCCCGAAGAAGUGAUGUAAUAAACAGCUGAACCCAGGGACUGAUGUCCCAACUCUGCUGAUUAUGAGCUAAUCGUUCACAAUGAAUUACAGAUCACCCAAGUGCAGUUCUGAUAUACUUUCAACUCUUUUUGUCUUUGUUUUAACAAAACUGGUGGUCGGCUCCUUUAGAGACUAAUGUAUUAUGUAUAAAAUGGGUGUGUGAAAUUAAUAUCCAGUGAUUCUGACGUAAAUAAGUAAAAUACCAGUUCAGUUUU
Molecule: messenger RNA, 1567 nt
Organism: Scophthalmus maximus (turbot)
Lineage: Eukaryota; Metazoa; Chordata; Actinopteri; Pleuronectiformes; Scophthalmidae
Exons: 9
Coding region: 40-1326 (428 amino acids)
Biological process (GO): fatty acid beta-oxidation using acyl-CoA dehydrogenase
Molecular function (GO): flavin adenine dinucleotide binding; acyl-CoA dehydrogenase activity
Source: RefSeq, a predicted model, not a curated record